Chaetomium globosum CBS 148.51 is the source of this 1602-nucleotide messenger RNA. RefSeq lists its product as uncharacterized. The transcript is spliced from 4 exons. The record is from RefSeq and is a predicted model, not a curated record. Gene Ontology annotation, molecular function: FAD binding. The coding region runs from base 1 to 1602 and encodes 533 amino acids. Lineage: Eukaryota; Fungi; Ascomycota; Sordariomycetes; Sordariales; Chaetomiaceae.
AUGCCGUUGCCCUCUUCUAUCGCCUUGUGUGGGCUCGCCCUCGCCUUGCCCUUCGUGGCUGGGGCUACGCUCCCGGUGCCCCAAGCCAACAAUAAACGUGCGGAAUGCUUUACAAGCACUCAGACACAACAGCAGCUCGCCUCGGUUCUCUCCAAGAAGGCCACCAUUUUGGGACCAGCUGAUGCGGAUUGGGUAGACGCAACGGAGAGGUACAUGCAACAAAUUCAGCCUACAGUCUGCCUUUCCGUGCGUCCCGGAACAGAAGACGAUGUAGCAAAGAUUGUUCGCUUUGCGAAUGAACUUGGUGUUCCAUUUUACACGGUCAGCCGUGGCCACGCCUUGACAACAAGUGUUGGCCGCUUUCAAGGUAUUGAGAUUGAUCUGAGGGACCUCAAUGCUUUCGAAGUCAACCCGAACAACGCCACAGCUCGUUUUCAAGGCGGCGCAUUCAGCCACGAAGUUAUCGUUGGUCUCUGGGAGCAAGGAUUUGUGACAGGUAAUAUCCCCGCCCCGAGCGAGAGGGAGGCUCUGUCUGACUGGGGAUUGGGGCCUACAGGCACCGGAGGUUGUGAAUGCGUGAGCGUCAUUGGCCCGGCCCUAGGAGGAGGCCAUGGGCUGCAACAAGGUCAACAUGGGUUGACGAUGGACAUGCUGGUGAACUUGAACGUUGUAUUGGCCAACGGAACCGCUGUGCAAGUCAACGAGACUAGCCACCCGGACCUUUGGUGGGCCAUGCGAGGCGCCGGCCACAACUUCGGCAUUGUCACGAGCUACGAGUCUCAAGUCUUUCCCGAGGACAAGUCCAAGACCUACCUGGUCAAGACAUACCAGUUUGCUGGACGCUCACUCGAGGCUGUGAUUGAUCGGAUAAACAAAUUUCAGGGCCUCGGCACGCUUGAUCCCACAUGGCUGGGCUCCUUUGGCCUUUACACCAUGAAUACAACUUUGAGCAAGACUGAGGCCAUCAUCAACUGGGCUUUCGUGUACAGUGGCCUAGAGGCGGAUGGGCACGCUGCGCUAAAGCCCUUCGACGACAUCGGGCCGUUGUCAGUGGAUGUUGCCAACGUUCCAUACAGUGUUGUUAAUGGAUACAUCGGCGGAGGAAUGGACGGCUGGUUGUGCGAAGGGAACAAGACUCAUGUCAUUGGGACAUCCAACCUCCAGACCUACAACAAGACCGCCAUGCGCUCCAUUUACGAUCUUUACAACCAGAAGAUUCGCCAACAUCCCAGGCUAGGACAUACUCGAGUCUUGGUGGAGGGUUAUUCGGUUAAAGGCGUUCUUAGUCGCCGCUCUGAGGACUCGGCUUACCCUUUACGCGAUGAACAUAUUUUGACAUAUUUCGAUACCAGGUUUGACUCCACGGAUGAUCCUCUGAUCCCCUUUGCCAGAAAGUGGCGUGAUCAGACCGUAGCAUUGUGGUACGGGGGGCAACCCGCGAGGCGUCCUACAACCUACGUGAACUACGCCGCGGGGUACGAGUCUCUCGAAGCCAGGUACGGUUAUGAACCGUGGCGGCUGGAGAAGCUGCGCAAGCUGAAGCGUCAGUACGACCCCGAGAACAAGUUUUCGUGGUAUAACCCGAUCUUUCCGCCAGCCUAA